Messenger RNA from Ornithorhynchus anatinus (platypus), 1106 nucleotides. It is a transcript of the gene RALB, whose product is annotated as RAS like proto-oncogene B. Gene Ontology annotation, cellular component: plasma membrane. The coding region runs from base 374 to 994 and encodes 206 amino acids. The record is from RefSeq and is a predicted model, not a curated record. Lineage: Eukaryota; Metazoa; Chordata; Mammalia; Monotremata; Ornithorhynchidae. Gene Ontology annotation, biological process: Ras protein signal transduction. The transcript is spliced from 7 exons. Gene Ontology annotation, molecular function: GTPase activity; GDP binding; GTP binding.
UUCUUUUCUGCACGGUCCCGGUUGUCUCUGUCGGGGGACUUCCCUGGCCCUCUGCACUCCCCCCGUCCCCGCAUCCUCCAUCCCGCAUCCCUCUUCUGCCGCUCCCCAAGAAGCAGCCCCUGGAAACCACGGCAACGGUUGCGAGUUCCCUUAGGAGCAAGGACCAUACCCAUCUGUACAUUCUUUCCUUGUGAUUCUUACAGUUCUGCGCACACAGUCUAGUUGAAAGGAAGAGGUGAGCUGUGCAGUUUUCUCCAAGUAAAGAAUGGUGGCCAGUCUGUCCUGAGGAAACUGAAGUAACUUCUCAGCCAUCCACCUCAUCAAUCAAUCGACUCAUCUACCAGUGCUCAGCUACCCCCGGAAAAAGAGCAAAAUGGCGGCCAACAAGAAUAAGAACCAGAGCUCCCUAGUCUUGCACAAAGUGAUCAUGGUUGGCAGUGGAGGAGUGGGCAAAUCCGCACUUACACUUCAGUUCAUGUAUGAUGAGUUUGUGGAAGACUAUGAACCUACAAAGGCUGACAGUUAUAGAAAAAAGGUUGUUCUUGACGGAGAGGAAGUCCAGAUAGAUAUCCUGGACACAGCCGGGCAAGAGGAUUACGCAGCCAUUCGAGACAACUACUUCCGCAGCGGGGAAGGAUUUCUUUUGGUCUUCUCCAUAACGGAACAUGAGUCGUUUACAGCCACAGCAGAGUUCAGGGAGCAGAUUCUGCGCGUAAAGUCCGAAGAGGAUAAAAUCCCCCUGCUUGUGGUGGGAAACAAAUCUGACUUGGAGGAGCGGAGGCAGGUGCCUGUCGAGGAGGCGAGAAGCAAAGCAGAAGAAUGGGGCGUGCAGUACGUAGAGACGUCCGCCAAGACCAGAGCCAACGUAGACAAGGUCUUCUUUGAUCUUAUGAGAGAGAUCAGAGCAAAGAAGGUGUCAGAAAAUAAAGACAAGAAUGGCAAAAAAAGUGGCAAGAACAAGAAAAGUUUUAAGGAAAGGUGUUGUUUGCUGUGAUUUGGAGCCGCAGAUUCAAAAGUCAGUUACCACUAAGGACAAAGAGCCGGAAGUAGGAGGAAGUCUGUCUUUGAUUGUGGGGGUAUUUUGAGGGGAGGGGGGGUGGGUGGGG